ACCAAAAUGAAAGACCGAGACAUACUUCGAAAUUAUUGCAAAAUAAUGUUUUACAUUGGUUCUGGCAACUGUUGGUACAAAGAAGAUGAAAUAGGUAAUGAUCGGAGCCUUCUCUAUAGAGCAUUUGGUGCCUCGUUGAUAUUCUUGUAUGGUGCUAUGACGAUACUCGAAAUUAUGGCUUUCACUAUCGGCAAUUUUCCCGUGGAAGAAAAACGCGAAUGUUUGAGCUUUGCCUCGAGUCAUGUAGUCGUAAUGUUGAAAAUAUUCUUGUUUAUUUUCAAUAAGCCACUGAUAAAGGGCUUGAAUCAUAAAAUUGUGAGUAUUUGCGAGGAUUAUGAUGACAGCGCGCUGAUGGCGAAGAAAUAUAAGACUAUGAAAAGGAAUGUUAUCAGUUACUUCGCGAUUGUUUAUGGGACGACCUUAUUUUAUAUUGCUGGAGGAUUAAGAAACAUGUUUAGGGGAUCGCAUUUUGUGACUGUAGUGACGUACUAUCCUUCUUUUGACGACAAUUCACCACUAGCUAAUUUUGUCAGAGUUUUAAAUACAAUAAUCCUAUCGAUGAUGAUGCUCACCAUGAUAAUAUCACUCGACUCGUGUAUAGUGAUGUACCUCAUCAUGUAUCGAUAUAAAUUCAUGACGCUAAGAAAAUAUUUCGAAAAUUUACGAGAAGAGUUCUUUGCCCUGAUCAACCGACAAGAAGUAGAGAUGGCAACAGAAAAAAUGGCAAACGGAUUGGUUGAAGGAAUAAAAAUGCAUAGCAGCCUUAUAAGGUUGAAACCCGAAAUCGACCAAGCAUUUGCCACUUUUAUGGCGUUGCAAGUUUUCGAAAGUUCUGGAGUGGCGGUCUGUCUCCUGCUUCAAAUUGCUCUAUCCGACGAACACGUUCCGCUGGUUGUGACAAUAAAAAUUGUGUUCUUUGUUUUCGCCCUAUUUUUUCUGCUUGGACUCUGUUUAUGCAAUGCUGGUGACAUUACUCAUGAGGCAUCAAAAUUAUCAAAUGCUAUAUUUUACUGUGGUUGGCAAUCGUGCCCACCGCGAUGCAAGUCCGCGCCCAAGCGCAACAUAAGGAAGCUGGUACUGCUAGCCAUCAUGCAAGCGCAGCGACCUCCAGUGAUGAAGGCCUUUAAGAUGCUAGAACUGAACUACGCGACCUUCAUACAGGUGGUGCGGACGACGUAUUCCGUUUUCGCUUUGUUUUAUGCACAGAAUAAAUAA
Molecule: messenger RNA, 1215 nt
Organism: Helicoverpa armigera (cotton bollworm)
Lineage: Eukaryota; Metazoa; Arthropoda; Insecta; Lepidoptera; Noctuidae
Exons: 6
Coding region: 7-1215 (402 amino acids)
Biological process (GO): sensory perception of smell; detection of chemical stimulus involved in sensory perception of smell
Cellular component (GO): plasma membrane
Molecular function (GO): odorant binding; olfactory receptor activity
Source: RefSeq, a predicted model, not a curated record